AUGGCCGGCCCCAGCAAGUCUCUGGUCCUUGACCCGGCGCUCCAGAAAUACUACGAGCUCAACGCCAACCGCUACAAGUACUUCAAGUGGACCCCGCGUCACGCCUGGACCUCCAUCAUCUAUGCCAUCGCCAUUCCCGCUACUCUGACUCUCGUCGCCUACAAGACCGAGGGCCUGUUCGAACUCCGUGGCAAGCGCAAGGGAGACACCAUGGUCGAGUGGUAG
This is a messenger RNA of Penicillium manginii, 225 nucleotides long. RefSeq lists its product as uncharacterized. The record is from RefSeq and is a predicted model, not a curated record. The transcript is spliced from 4 exons. The coding region runs from base 1 to 225 and encodes 74 amino acids. NCBI's taxonomy places the organism in Eukaryota, Fungi, Ascomycota, Eurotiomycetes, Eurotiales, Aspergillaceae.